ACUUGCCACCCUUUAAUUCAAAAGCUCACAUUUCCAUAUUUUCUCUCUCUGUCCUUGUCUUUUCUAUGCUCGCUUUUCCUUUACCACCUCCUCCUCUUCCAAUUUUCUUCUCAAACCCUAGAUCUUUUGAGAUCUAGGGUGUUCUUUUCCCCCUUUUCCUUGUUCUAGCAUCGUGGUUUUAUGUUGUUAAGCUUAUAUGUUUGUGUAGUUUAGUUAUUCUGUUUUUUUAUUUUCCUUCACAUUUUUUUCCUCUCAAAAAAGCCUCCUUUUUUGGAUGGUGAACGGGAAACUGCUUGUUGCUUAACAUCAUUUUCUCUCUGUAUUUUACUGGGUUUUGGUUGAAUUUUUUGUUGAGUUGUUUUGAUCCUUGCUUCACAGACUAAACCCCUGUAAAACCCUUCUUCUGAAGUUCACCUAUUGAUAUUUUGAAGAUUUAGGGCCAAAGGCUCUUCGUUUCCUUAUUUAUUUUCAAUUUGUUUAAGUUAAUUGAUAUGAAUGUCUUCUUGUUUCUGUAGCUUUUCCUUUGUUUAAAGAAAAACCCUUGCAAAACCUUCUCGUGAACUCUCAUUUUGGCUUUAUGCUUUGUUUAAUUUCCAUAACAGAUGGUUCAGGUAGAACUUAGAGAUAGAAGGGUCAAUCUUUAGCUAGCCAAGCAAGAGCGAAAGGUAAAGAAGGUGAAGUUGUGCUGUUGUGAUCUUUAGUAAAUGCAUGGAUGGAAGAGAAGCCAUGGCAUUUGCUAGUGGGUCAGCACCAUAUUACAUUCAUAGAGGAGGUGGCGUUGGUGCGACCGGGUCUGGAUCACAAACUGGUGCAUUACAUACCCAACCUGGGUUCAGACCCCUGUCAAGCCCGAAUCUAGCAGUUCAAUCCAAUUUCAGGCCAGGUUCAUCUGGCCCUGCAUUUUCAGCAGAGCCUUCAAAUGCCAAUUUUGGUCAUGGAAUUGAUGUCCCAGUGUCCUCUGGGGUGUCUAUGAGUGAACCAAUGAAGAAGAAGAGAGGGAGGCCCCGGAAAUAUGCUCCAGAUGGGCAAGUUUCUCUUGGAUUGUCUCCCAUGCCGCUAAAGCCCAAACCCUCCUCAGGGCAGGAUCCAUUGAGCCCUAGACGACGCAAAGGGCGGCCACCUGGUUCUGGGAGGAAACAACAAUUGGCUCUUCUUGGUGAUUGGAUGAAUAAUUCUGCUGGACUAGCGUUUUCUCCGCAUGUGAUCAGCGUUGGAGCGGGGGAAGAUGUUGUUGCAAAACUACUGUCAUUUGCCCAACAGAGGGCAAGGGCAGUCUGCAUCUUGUCUGGAACUGGUACAGUUUCUUCAGUAACCUUACGUCAGCCAGCAUCUACGGAGCCAACUGUCACAUUUGAGGGCCAUUUCGAGAUACUAUGCUUGUCUGGUUCUUACUUGAUUGCUGAAGAUGGUAGCCCUCGCGAUCGAACUGGUGGUAUUAGUGCUUCUCUUUCUAGUCCUGAUGGUCAUGUUAUUGGUGGUGGGAUUGGAAUUCUUAUCGCAGCAGGGCCAAUUCAGGUGGUGGCUUGUAGUUUUGUGCAAGGAGGUUCAAAGAGCAAAGAUAGACAUGUUGGGCGCCCCAAACUGAAUAAGGACUCUGCAUCCCAGCCGGAUGAUAAAUCAGCUACCCCAAAAUCUGCUAUCCCUAUGAAUCUACAGCAAAAUUUCACUCCCUCACCGAUGCAUGGUUGGCCAGUUUCACGGUCGGUUGACCUGAGAAAUCCACACACUGAUAUUGACUUGACGCAAGGAUGACUGCUGCAACAGACACAUGGCAAAAUUUUUUGUACAUAUCUGUUGUAUAUGUACUGAAUCUGGUGAUAAGUUUGAGCAUUCGGGUUCCAUCUCCUCUAAAGGGCCAUGUCCAAUGUGUUUGUGCUAACGUAGUUUGUAACAGAAGGCAUCAUUUUAAGACUGCAUAUUCACCAUGGAAACUUGUUGCGAAUUUUUCAGGUAGUCCUAAGUAUUUGGCAGGAAAGAGUUUGGAUUUGUUCAAUUAGCAAGAAAGUUCCUUUAUCUA
This is a messenger RNA of Manihot esculenta (cassava), 2017 nucleotides long. Its product is annotated as AT-hook motif nuclear-localized protein 5. The coding region runs from base 709 to 1752 and encodes 347 amino acids. The record is from RefSeq and is a predicted model, not a curated record. The transcript is spliced from 5 exons. Lineage: Eukaryota; Viridiplantae; Streptophyta; Magnoliopsida; Malpighiales; Euphorbiaceae. Gene Ontology annotation, molecular function: minor groove of adenine-thymine-rich DNA binding.